Messenger RNA from Sclerotinia sclerotiorum 1980 UF-70, 1416 nucleotides. RefSeq lists its product as hypothetical. Bases 1 to 1416 code for a protein of 471 amino acids. Lineage: Eukaryota; Fungi; Ascomycota; Leotiomycetes; Helotiales; Sclerotiniaceae. The record is from RefSeq and is a predicted model, not a curated record. Gene Ontology annotation, biological process: very long-chain fatty acid biosynthetic process; sphingolipid biosynthetic process; fatty acid elongation, saturated fatty acid. The transcript is spliced from 2 exons. Gene Ontology annotation, molecular function: fatty acid elongase activity. Gene Ontology annotation, cellular component: endoplasmic reticulum membrane.
AUGGCUUCCGCAACUGUCCAUUUCUCAAAACCUUCACCUUCUCUAUUUACAUUUCCUCCAAACAAUGAUCCUCAAACUUUACCACCUCCAAUACCACGUUCAACACUUUCUGCCCCUCCUUUCGCAAUCGAUCCCUCAUGGUUCAAUGCCGCCCUCGAUGUUCGAGUCCCAAUCACAAUUGCUGCGGUUUAUGCCGUAACUGUUACACUCGUCAAUCAUUACAAUAGACGCGCAGGGAAUAAACCAUGGCCAAUCAGUAAAACCAAGGCUUUCUUCGUUUUCGUCGUGGCACAUAAUAUUUUCUUGGCCGUAUACUCUGGGUGGACUUUUAUUGGCAUGUUUGGAGCUCUCAAGAGAUCCAUUCAAAAUCCAAUGGGUCCAGCUGGUCUCGCAGGCACCGUCGAUAGUUUAUGCAAAGUUCAUGGAGUGACGGGUUUGGAUAAUGCCAUGACUUAUAAUGCGACCAUGUCGAAAUGGACCGCUGAAUUACCAACCGAGUUCAAAUUGACCAGCGCUGGAAUUCCAGAUUCUACCGAUUUGGGUAGAUUAUGGAAUGAGGGACUUGCAUUUUAUGGAUGGUUUUUCUAUCUUAGCAAGUUUUAUGAGGUUCUUGAUACCGUCAUUAUUUUGGCAAAGGGAAAGAGAAGUUCGACUUUACAAACUUAUCAUCAUGCUGGUGCUAUGAUGUGUAUGUGGGCUGGAAUUCGAUUCAUGUCACCACCAAUUUGGAUGUUUGUAUUUGUUAAUUCUGGAAUUCACGCAUUGAUGUAUACCUAUUAUACACUCACAGCAUUUUCCGUCCCCAUCCCACAAGCUCUGAAGCGCAGUCUCACAACAAUGCAAAUUAUUCAAUUCCUCGUUGGAGCUACCUACGCUACACUUCAUUCCUUCAUCUCCUAUACAGUAACUGUCAAAGUUCCUUCCAUUCCAGCUACCAUCUCCUCUGUUGUUUCUUCAGCAUCAGUAGUCGCUACUUCAGCGGUAGCAAUCGCAACCUCAGAAGGUGUCUCUGCUUUCAUUAAAAAACUUCUCUACCGCGCAGUUGGUGAAGAAGGUUUAGCCGAAAAUGUCAAUGCUCCAGCUUUUACAGAAACCGCUCAAGCACCUAUUGCUUCUCAUAAAUCCCAUUCGAAAAUCACCUACGUUACUGAAACCCGUACAAUUCCUUGUAUUGAUACUAGUGGACAAACAUUCGCCAUUUGGCUUAAUGUAGUUUAUCUUACUCCAUUGACAUUCCUAUUUGUAAGAUUCUUUAUUAAAUCUUAUAUUAGGAGAACAUCUGGAGGUGGAAAGAAAGCAGGAAGGAAAGCUAGUUUUGUAGCAGCGGAAAAGGCGGGAUUUGAUGCGUUGAAGGGAGUGGAGAGGGAAUUGAGUAGAGGGGAAAAUGCACUUAAGGGAAAGUUUGAGAAGAUUUGA